Gekko japonicus is the source of this 594-nucleotide messenger RNA. RefSeq names its product pleckstrin homology domain-containing family B member 1-like. The transcript is spliced from 4 exons. The record is from RefSeq and is a predicted model, not a curated record. The annotation marks the transcript as partial. Lineage: Eukaryota; Metazoa; Chordata; Lepidosauria; Squamata; Gekkonidae.
GAUCAGCUAGAAGAGGCGAACCGGGCGUUCGGCUGCGGGUCUCGCUUUCCGGCACUGCCGGCCUUGUUUGAAUUUCGCCGGGUCUUCCGGGCAUCUCUGGGACAGCUGCCAGAACCUGGGCCAGCUUGGAAGAUGGCGAUGCUGGAAGCCAAGGCAACCCAGGUCCACCUGUACGACCCUUACAACGACGACUACUAUCAGACGGUGCCCCUGGAUUCUCACCAGGCGAUGUACGUCAGCUCCGAUUACUACGGCAACCAGUUUGGAGCACCCGGAAUGACCCACGUGAUCAUCCGCGAAGACCCGUACCGUGUGUCCGGAGACCAGAUGGCCUUGGGCUUGCUGGCGGGAGCCGCCACCGGCGCCGCGCUGGGGUCCUUCAUGUGGAUGCCGUGUUGGUUCUGAGACUCGCCCGUCCGUGUCCCGUGUCCGCGGCCAGCUGCUUGACUGAGAGGCCUCCGCCAUUUCCACAGGGGGUCGGAGAGGAUCUGCUCUGUAUUGUAGACUCUUGUAAGAACCCCUUUUCGCGCACGCGCACACGGCCCCGCUCCAUGGCUACUCUCGCAUCCCCUCCUUGGCAUCUCCUGACUAUGC